This is a messenger RNA of Scleropages formosus (Asian bonytongue), 806 nucleotides long. It is a transcript of the gene ciao2b, whose product is annotated as cytosolic iron-sulfur assembly component 2B. The transcript is spliced from 5 exons. The record is from RefSeq and is a predicted model, not a curated record. Bases 133 to 612 code for a protein of 159 amino acids. Gene Ontology annotation, cellular component: cytosolic [4Fe-4S] assembly targeting complex. NCBI's taxonomy places the organism in Eukaryota, Metazoa, Chordata, Actinopteri, Osteoglossiformes, Osteoglossidae.
ACAAACGGGACACCGUACUUUUCCCGGAAGUUUUCUCCGUACUGCAAUAUUUUCGCACGGCGCUGCUCGCCUUAAGUACAGCCGUACUGUACGGUCUGUGUUCUUUAAAGGUUUGAGCUCGUUACGCUGAAGAUGUCGGGGAGCACCCGACUGGAGAACGCAAACCCGCUCAUCUUCGAGCGGAGUUUGGAGCGCGUCGUGACGGCGGAGGAGGAGGACGAGAGCCUCGCGGACCCCAUCGACGACAGGGAGAUCUUCGAUCUUAUCAGAUCCAUAAACGACCCCGAGCAUCCGCUGUCCCUGGAGGAGCUGAAUGUGGUGGAGCAAGUCAGAGUUCGCGUUAACGACCCGGAGAGCGCGGUGUCCGUGGAGUUCACCCCGACGAUCCCGCACUGCAGUAUGGCCACCCUCAUCGGCCUCUCGAUCAAAGUGAAACUGCUGCGCUCUCUGCCGCACCGCUUCAAGAUUGAUGUGCACAUCACGCCAGGCACCCACGCUUCAGAGGAAGCAGUGAACAAGCAGCUUGCAGACAAGGAGAGGGUGGCAGCAGCUUUGGAGAACUCUCAGCUUCUGGAGGUGGUGAACCAGUGUCUGUCUUCCAGGACUGCAUGACCUGCCUAAACUGCUCACUUUUUUUUUUUUUUUUUUGUCCCAAUCUGAACUCAUUUUGUGGACUGUUUUCUGUUUUUUUCCACAAACAGAGCCUUGUUUUGUACAGUAAUUAUAGUAGCUGUGAUGCACAAGACUAAGACUAAGUAGGAAUUAAAACAGUGUUUUCCCCACAAUAAUAUAUUAAAAUGUCACUC